Molecule: messenger RNA, 2019 nt
Organism: Mesocricetus auratus (golden hamster)
Lineage: Eukaryota; Metazoa; Chordata; Mammalia; Rodentia; Cricetidae
Product: guanylate-binding protein 1-like
Exons: 10
Coding region: 1-2019 (672 amino acids)
Molecular function (GO): GTP binding; GTPase activity
Source: RefSeq, a predicted model, not a curated record
AUGGCUGCAGAGGUCCACAUGCCAGUACCCAUGUGCCUCAUCGAGAAUGUGAAUGGUCAAUUGAUUGCCAAACAGGAGGCUCUGGAGAUCCUGUCUGACAUCACACAGCCUCUGGUGGUGGUAGCCAUUGUUGGUCUCUAUUGCACAGGGAAAUCCUACUUGAUGAACAAGCUAGCUGGGAGGAAAACAGGCUUUUCUCUGGGGUCCACAGUGCAGGCUCACACCAAGGGGAUCUGGAUGUGGUGUGUGCCUCAUCCCCAGAAGCCAGACCAUACUCUAGUUCUGCUUGACACUGAGGGACUGGGAGAUGUACAAAAAGGUGGCAAGAAGAAUGACUGCUGGAUCUUUGCACUGGCUAUACUUCUAAGCAGCACCUUUGUGUAUAACAGCAUGGGAGUCAUCAACCAGCAGGAUAUAGACCAGCUGCACUAUGUGACAGAACUGACAGACAGAAUCAGAUCAAGAUCCUCACCUGACCAGGAUGAGUUGGAGGACUCAGAGGAGUUUGUGAGAUUCUUCCCAGACUUCGUGUGGGUUCUGAGGGACUUCUCUCUUGAGCUGAAAGUAAAUGGGAAACCCAUCUCUGCAGAUGAAUACCUAGAGAAUUCCCUGACACUUAUAAAGGAAAUGUACCUGCCUCAUAUUUGUAUUAAUAAGUUUCCAAAGAAGAAGUGCUUUGUCUUUCAGUGGCCUAUUCAGGGGAAGAAGCUUGGAGAGCUGGAAUCACUGCUGGAUCAAGACCUGGACUCUGAUUUCGUGGGACAAGUGGCAGAAUUUUGUUCCUAUGUGUUCAGCAGUUCCAAGGUUAAAACUCUUUCAGGAGGCAUCAAGGUCAAUGGACCACGACUAAAGAGUUUGGUGGUAACCUAUGUGAACACCAUCAGCAGUGGGAGUCUGCCCUGCAUAGAGAAUGCCAUCCUGGCUUUGUCCCACACUGAGAAUGAAGCUGCCCUGCAAAAGGCCAUUGCCCACUAUGACCAGAAGAUGAGCAAGAAGUUGCAGCUGCCCACAGAGACCCUCCAGGAGCUGAUGAACCUGCACAGGACCAGUGAGAAAGAAGCCAUCAAGAUCUUCAAGGAAAAUUCCUUCAAAGAUGUUAACCAAGUGUUCAUAAAACAGUUAGAGACUGUGUUAGAAACAAAACAAGAGGAAUUCCUUAAGAAGAAUCUACAGUCAUCCUCAGAUUGCUGCUCAGCUCUGCUUAGGGAUAUUUUCAGUCCUCUAGAAGAAGAUGUGAAGCAGGGGGUAUAUUACAAACCAGGCGGAUACAAUCUUUUUAUCCAGAAGACACAGGAGCUGAAGAAAAAGUACUAUGAAGAACCUGGGAAGGGGGUUCAGGCUGAAGAGUUUCUGCAGAAGUUUUUGCAGUCCAAGGAUGAUGUGAUUAAUGCAAUUCUACACAUAGACCAGGCACUGACAGAAAAAGAAAAGGAAAUUAAAGAGGAGCACAUAAAACAGUUGACUGAGAAGAUGGAGAAAGCACAGGAACAGACGAGGGAAAUGCAACAGAAGAAUGAACAGUUGCUGCAACAGAAAGAGAAAAGUCAUGAGGAGCACAUAAACCAAUUGACUGAGAAGAUGGAGAAGGAGCAAUCCCAUAUGAGGGAAAUACAACAGAAGAAUGAACAGUUGCUAGAAAAGAAAAAGUUUCAUGAGGAGUACAUGAAACACUUAACUGAGAAUAUGGAGGAAACCCAGGCCCAGAUGAGGGAAAUGCAAGAAAAGUUUGAACAGCUGCUUCAACAGAAAAUGAAUCACGAGCAGUACAUGAUACAUUUUAUUGACGAGAUGGAGAAAGCACAGGUACAAAUGAGGGAAAUGCAACAGAAGGAGGAACAAUUCCUGAAACAGAAAGAGAAGUGCUAUGAGGAACACAUGGAACAGUUGACUGGGAAUUUGGAGAAGGCACAGAAACAUUAUAAGGAAGCUUGUCAGAAACGUGAAGAACUGCAGAAUGAGUCAAGAAAACUUCAAGAACAAAGACAUCGCUUGAAGGAAAACUCAUUUGUGAAAAGCUAA